Molecule: messenger RNA, 634 nt
Organism: Bursaphelenchus xylophilus (pine wood nematode)
Lineage: Eukaryota; Metazoa; Nematoda; Chromadorea; Rhabditida; Aphelenchoididae
Source: the annotation of a GenBank genome assembly
AUGUAUGCCGCAUGUGUUGUUGCCCCUAAGGGAACAAAGAGAAAGGCCGAGGAAGCCCUCUUGGACGGCAGUAAAAGGAGAAGAUUCGAGGUCGAGAUUGAAGAGAAGAAGAAGCUCGAUCAACUGGCCAUGAUCAAGGAAGACGAUGAAGAGGAAAAAUUGGAGAUCUCCGAUUUUGGAAGAUCAUUCUGUGGAUCUGUUUAUGACCACAGAUAUGAGGAUCAAGAAGCUGAAGAGUUCAAAAUACAGGUAAUUAAUCUUGAGUUUAUUUUGAGGGAUUCUGUGAUACGUUUGGAUACUUUUUAGUGAUUUUUUUUUGAUAUUAUAAUUUUGGAUUCUUGCGCUCUUUGAGAGCUGUUAUAAAUGGCAUAGUGUUUUUUGUUCUCUGAAUAAUUUACUUGAAAUUGAAAUUUUGUGUUUACUUUGUAAUUGAACAGUUUAUAAACCUUUUUUUAUUUAUUGAUGAUUCUUACAAUAUUUUCAGGAACUUCUACAAGAAAUGGCUGAAAGAAGAAUCGAGGAAGAGGAUUACUAUAGUAGUCUAUAUGACGAACUUUUUGGGGACGAUGAGGAGGACGAUGGACAAUUAGAGAUGGAAAAGGAAGGAUGUGAUGAAGAAGAGCUCCGGGAAUAA